This is a messenger RNA of Phoenix dactylifera (date palm), 1302 nucleotides long. Its product is annotated as galactinol synthase 1-like. NCBI's taxonomy places the organism in Eukaryota, Viridiplantae, Streptophyta, Magnoliopsida, Arecales, Arecaceae. Gene Ontology annotation, molecular function: glycosyltransferase activity. The record is from RefSeq and is a predicted model, not a curated record.
CGCAGGUCCGAACCUUAAGAACCCAGCAGCUAGCACCUUGUAAACUUGGUUCCAUGGCCCCCGGUGUCCCUCCUGUCGAUGUGCAGACGACGUUAGGAAGGAAGCCAGGGGGCUACUUGGGCUCGAGGAGGGCCUAUGUGACGUUCCUGGCCGGCGACGGCGACUAUGUGAAGGGGGUUGUGGGGCUGGCCAAGGGACUGAGGAAGGUGAGAAGCGUGUACCCACUCCUCGUGGUGGUGCUGCCCGACGUUCCUGAGGCUCACCGCCGGCUGCUUCAGGAUCAGGGCUGCGUCGUCCGGGAGAUCGAGCCCGUGUACCCACCCGAGAACCAGACCCAGUUCGCCAUGGCCUACUAUGUCAUCAACUACUCCAAGCUGCGCAUCUGGAACUUUGAGGAGUACAGCAAGAUGAUCUAUCUUGACGCGGAUAUCCAAGUGUUUGAUAACAUAGACCACCUCUUUGACAUGCCUGAUGGCUACUUCUAUGCUGUAAUGGACUGCUUCUGUGAGAAGACAUGGAGCCACUCUCGCCAGUACUCCAUUGGCUAUUGCCAGCAGUGCCCGGACAAGGUGGCAUGGCCUGCUGAGAUGGGAUCUCCUCCUCCACUCUACUUCAAUGCUGGCAUGUUCGUGUUUGAGCCCAACCCUCUAACCUAUGAAAGCCUUCUGGAUACCCUUAAGAUCACACCACCAACCCCCUUUGCGGAGCAGGAUUUCUUGAACAUGUUCUUUGAGAAGACCUACAGGCCAAUCCCUCUUGUUUACAAUCUGGUCCUAGCCAUGCUAUGGCGCCACCCAGAAAACGUUGAGCUCGACAAGGUUAAGGUGGUCCACUACUGCGCUGCAGGUUCGAAGCCAUGGAGGUACACUGGGAAAGAAGCUAACAUGGAUAGGGAGGAUAUCAAAAUGCUAGUGGCAAAAUGGUGGGAUAUCUACAGCGACGAGUCGCUCGAUUUCAAGGCAGAGGACCUGGUCACAGAGGGAGGGGCCUUCUCGUGGCCUUCACCAAUCAUGGCAGGCAUGCCAGAGCCCACAAUUAACUAUAUCCCUGCACCCACUGCAGCCUAAGACCCACUGCAGCCUAAGUGACGCUGGGAAAGAUGAAGAGUGAGUGAAUGGAGGGAUUUUGAAAGCAUGUAGUGAAUGUAAUGAAUAACUAAUCAGCUGUCCAAUUCUAGCUCUCCGCCUCUGAUCGUCUACCUGUUUUCUGGGACAAUUCCACUUGGGUAAAUAGAAAAAAAAAUCAUCUGUAAUCUUGAGAAAAAUCCUGAGAUAAUAUAGAUUUUGAGUUGUGCUUCAUGAA